AUGAGCCUGGUGUAUGUUGAUGACAUUGUUUUUGGUUCUACAUCUAAAUAUCUUGUCAAUGAAUUUCAAUCUGUCAUGGAAAGUGAGUUUGAAAUGAGCAUGUGUGGUGAGCUAACCUUUUUCCUUGGACUGCAAGUAAAGCAACUUGAUUCAAGUAUAUUUCUCUCUCAAACCAAAUAUGCUGAAAAUCUCAUCAAGAAAUUUGGUCUUGAAUCCAAGAAAGUGGUUAACAAUCCUAUGAGCACCACUACCAAGUUGAGCGAAGAUCCACAUGGAAAAACAAUCGAUUCCACCCUCUAUAGAAGCAUGAUUGGGAGCUUGCUGUAUCUCACUGCCAGUCGACCUGACAUCUCUUACAGUGUGGGUGUUUGUGCUCGAUUUCAAGUUGACCCCAAAGAAUCACACUUGGAAGCUGUCAAGAGAAUCAUUCGUUAUGUGUCAGGUACAGUUAACUGUGGCAUUUUCUAUACCUUCGACACUAACGUGGAAAUUGCAGGAUAUUCAGAUGCUGACUGGGGAGGAAACCUCAAGGAUUGA
Molecule: messenger RNA, 537 nt
Organism: Rosa rugosa (rugosa rose)
Lineage: Eukaryota; Viridiplantae; Streptophyta; Magnoliopsida; Rosales; Rosaceae
Exons: 2
Coding region: 1-537 (178 amino acids)
Source: RefSeq, a predicted model, not a curated record